GAAAUAAUUGUCAAAAUGCAACAGUGUUUAAAAUGGAUCGAUCACAAAAGUGGGUCUUAGAUAAGAACUUUGAACCUUAGAUAAAAGUGCUAAAUUUUUUUGUAUAUAAAGUAGGGAAAAUUCGCAAUUAUCUUUAGUUCCAUAUUCAAACAUGAAAAUAAUAGUAGUCGGUCUUUUGUUGGUGAUUUCCUUAGUUGGACACGAGACAAACGCAAAAAGUGUGGCCAACACCUUGGCCAACGAAAUCGGUCAGGAUGCCUCCGCUUUCGGUAAUGAAUUAGGCCAAGAGGUCACCCAAUAUGGCCAAGAAGCCGCCAAAAGCGGCGUGAAGUACGGAGAAGCAGCAGAAAAUGCCUCCUCCGGUUGGGAACUUGGAAUGGAUGGCAGCAUUUUUGGACACGAAUUGGGAGAUGAGGGCAAUUUGUUAGGACAAGAAGCUUCCAAUAGCGCUAUUAACUUUGGACAUCAGGUGUCCCAGGAAGCGGAAGAGGCAGCCAGUGCAGAACUCAAGGCCUUGGCAAGCCAGUCUGCCAAUCAAACCAGUAAGAAAUCUGUCAGUAAGCGUGAUGUAUCAAGUAGCAACGAGAAUCCUUCGGUUACCUGUGCUUGCACCUGUUCCACCGAUGGCGCUGCAUCCAAUGUGGGAAAUAAGGUUGCAGAGUCGGCCGGAAAGGCAGCUCAUGAUGUAGCCGGCGCUGCUGGAAAUGUGGCCUCGAGUGUUGCUGGAGCUGCAGGCACUAUCGCUCACGAUGCUGCAGGUGCUGCAUCUAGUGUUGCAAGUGAUGCUGGACACAUUUUCCACGACGCCGGCAAGGUUGGAGGUGACAUUGGAAAUGCAGCUGGAAAUGCUGCUGGAAAUGUGGCCUCGAGUGUUGCUGGAGCUGCAGGCACUAUCGCUCACGAUGCUGCAGGUGCUGCAUCUAGUGUUGCAAGUGCUGCUGGACACAUUUUCCACGACGCCGGCAAGGUUGGAGGCGACAUUGGAAAUGCUGCUGGAAAUGUAGCUGGAAAUGUUGCACAUGAUGCUGCAAAUGCUGCUGGAAGUGUCGCUGGAAGUGCAGCAAAUGCUGCUGGAAAUGUUGCCUCGAGUGUUGCUGGAGCUGCUGGCACUAUCGCUCACGAUGCUGCAGGUGCUGCAUCUAGUGUUGCAAGUGAUGCUGGACACAUUUUCCACGACGCCGGCAAGGUUGGAGGUGACAUUGGAAAUGCAGCUGGAAAUGCUGCUGGAAAUGUGGCCUCGAGUGUUUCUGGAGCUGCAGGCACUAUCGCUCACGAUGCUGCAGGUGCUGCAUCUAGUGUUGCAAGUGAUGCUGGACACAUUUUCCACGACGCCGGCAAGGUUGGAGGCGACAUUGGAAAUGCAGCUGGAAAUGUAGCUGGAGAUGUUGCGCAUGAUGCUGCAAAUGCUGCUGGAAGUGUCGCUGGAAGUGCAGCAAAUGCUGCUGGAAAUGCAGCAAACGCUGCUGGAGAUGUUGCUAAUGCUGCUGGAAAUGUAGCUGGAAAUGCAGCAAAUGCUGCUGGAGAUGUUGCAAAUGCCGCUGGAAAUGUAGCUGGAGAUGUUGCUAAUGCUGCUGGAAAUGUAGCUGGAAAUGCAGCAAAUGCUGCUGGAGAUGUUGCAAAUGCUGCUGGAAAUGUAGCUGGAGAUGUUGCUAAUGCUGCUGGAAAUGUCGCUGGAGAUGUUGCUAAUGCUGCUGGAAAUGUUGCUGGAGAUGUUGCAAAUGCCGCAGGAAACGUUGCUGGAGAUGUAGCUAAUGCUGCUGGAAAUAUUGCACAUGAUGCAAGCAACAUUUUCCACUCUAUAUUUUAGAGUUUCUCUCUACUUUUCUACAUAUUUGUCCUAAUAAAUGAACGAGCAAAUUAAUGACCUAUGCACUUGUUAUACUUUAAGCUAUAGAUCUCUAUAAAAUCCCAUUACAUUUCUGUUUUGACUUCUGAA
Molecule: messenger RNA, 1936 nt
Organism: Drosophila simulans
Lineage: Eukaryota; Metazoa; Arthropoda; Insecta; Diptera; Drosophilidae
Product: circumsporozoite protein
Exons: 5
Coding region: 152-1807 (551 amino acids)
Source: RefSeq, a predicted model, not a curated record